Paramuricea clavata is the source of this 1626-nucleotide messenger RNA. NCBI's taxonomy places the organism in Eukaryota, Metazoa, Cnidaria, Anthozoa, Malacalcyonacea, Plexauridae. The record is from the annotation of a GenBank genome assembly.
AUGUUCACAUGCAUCAGAAGAAGAAAUGUUCACACGCAUCAGAAGAAGAAAUGUUCACAUGCGUCAGAAGAAGAAAUGUUCACAUGCGUCAGAAGAAGAAAUGUUCACACGCAUCAGAAGAAGAAAUGUUCAUAUGCAUCAGAAGAAGAAAUGUUCGCAUGCAUCAGAAGAAGAAAUGUUCAUAUGCAUCAGAAGAAGAGAUGUUCAUAUGCAUCAGAAGAAGAAAUGUUCACAUGCGUCAGAAGAAGAAAUGUUCACAUGCAUCAGAAGAAGAAAUGUUCACAUGCAUCAGAAGAAGAAAUGCUCAUAUGCAUCAGAAGAAGAAAUGUUCACAUGCAUCAGAAGAAGAAAUGUUCACAUGCAUCAGAAGAAGAAAUGUUCACAUGCAUCAGAAGAAGAAAUGUUCACAUGCAUCAGAAGAAGAAAUGUUCACACGCAUCAGAAGAAGAAAUGUUCACAUGCGUCAGUAGAAGAAAUGUUCAUAUGCAUCAGAAGAAGAAAUGUUCACAUGCAUCAGAAGAAGAAAUGUUCAUAUGCAUCAGUAGAAGAAAUGUUCACAUGCAUCAGAAGAAGAAAUGUUCACAUGCAUCAGUAGAAGAAAUGUUCAUAUGCAUCAGUAGAAGAAAUGUUCACAUGCAUCAGAAGAAGAAAUGUUCACAUGCAUCAGAAGAAGAAAUGUUCACAUGCAUCAGAAGAAGAAAUGUUCACAUGCGUCAGAAGAAGAAAUGUUCACAUGCGUCAGAAGAAGAAAUGUUCACAUGCGUCAGAAGAAGAGAUGUUCACAUACAUCAGAAGAAGAAAUGUUCACAUGCGUCAGAAGAAGAGAUGUUCACAUACAUCAGAAGAAGAAAUGUUCACAUGCAUCAGAAGAAGAAAUGUUCACAUGCAUCAGAAGAAGAAAUGCUCACAUGCAUCAGAAGAAGAAAUGUUCACAUGCAUCAGAAGAAGAAAUGUUCACAUGCAUCAGAAGAAGAAAUGUUCAUAUGCAUCAGAAGAAGAAAUGUUCAUAUGCAUCAGAAGAAGAAAUGUUCACAUGCAUCAGAAGAAGAAAUGUUCACAUGCGUCAGUAGAAGAAAUGUUCACAUGCGUCAGAAGAAGAAAUGUUCAUAUGCAUCAGAAGAAGAAAUGUUCACAUGCAUCAGAAGAAGAAAUGUUCAUAUGCAUCAGAAGAAGAAAUGUUCGCAUGCAUCAGAAGAAGAAAUGUUCAUAUGCAUCAGAAGAAGAAAUGUUCAUAUGCAUCAGAAGAAGAAAUGUUCAUAUGCAUCAGUAGAAGAAAUGUUCAUAUGCAUCAGAAGAAGAGAUGUUCAUAUGCAUCAGAAGAAGAAAUGUUCACAUGCGUCAGUAGAAGAAAUGUUCAUAUGCAUCAGUAGAAGAAAUGUUCAUAUGCAUCAGAAGAAGAAAUGUUCAUAUGCAUCAGUAGAAGAAAUGUUCACAUGCAUCAGAAGAAGAAAUGUUCACAUGCAUCAGAAGAAGAAAUGUUCAUAUGCAUCAGAAGAAGAAAUGUUCAUAUGCAUCAGAAGAAGAAAUGUUCGCAUGCAUCAGAAGAAGAAAUGUUCAUAUGCAUCAGAAGAAGAGAUGUUCACAUGCAUCAGAAUAAGAAAAUCAUCAUGCGUCAAGGACUUGUGA